Trichechus manatus latirostris (Florida manatee) is the source of this 1441-nucleotide messenger RNA. RefSeq names its product LDL receptor related protein 11 (gene LRP11). NCBI's taxonomy places the organism in Eukaryota, Metazoa, Chordata, Mammalia, Sirenia, Trichechidae. The record is from RefSeq and is a predicted model, not a curated record. The transcript has 7 exons. The annotation marks the transcript as partial. Gene Ontology annotation, molecular function: protein binding.
CUCUCCGGCGUGGAGCAGCUGCUGCAAGAGUUCCGCCGGCAGCUGCGGCAGGAGCCGGCGCAGGAGGAGCUGGAGCUGGAGCUGCGCGCCGGCGGCGGCCCCCGCGAGGGCUGCCCGGGCUCAGGCGGCAGCGGCUACAGCGCCAUGCCCGACGCCAUCAUCCGCACCAAGGACUCGCUCGCGGCCGGCGCCCGCUUCUUGAGAGCGCCCGCGGCCGUGCGAGACUGGCGCCAGUGCGUGGCGGCCUGCUGCGCUGAGCCGCGCUGCUCGCUGGCGGUGGUGGAGCUGCCCCGGCGGCCCGCGCCCCCGGCCGCCGCGCUCGGCUGCUACCUCUUCAACUGCACCGCGCACGGCCGCAGCGUCUGCAAGUUCGCGCCGCACCGCGGCUACAGCAGCUACAGCCUCAGCCGCGCAGCAAAGGCGGAGCCAGGAGCCCUGGCAGCCAGCGCCCCGGCCGCCGCCGCCUCGCCUCCGCUCGUCAGUGAUGAGCCUCCACUUAGCAAGGCGGGGCAGGAUGUGGUUGUGUAUCUGCCCGCAGAGGGGGUGACACUGGAUGGCCGCGAGAGCACAGAUGACCACGCCAUCGUCCAGUAUGAGUGGACACUGCUGCAGGGUGACCCCUCAGUGGACAUGAAGGUGCCUCACUCGGGAACACUGAAGCUAUCUCACUUACAAGAAGGAACAUACACCUUCCAGCUGACCGUGACUGACACCGCGGGUCAGAAAAGCUCCGACAACAUCUCAGUGACUGUGCUCCCCAAGGCCUACUCCACGGGAGGAUGCUUGAAGGUUUGCUCACGCUAUCACUUCUUCUGUGAUGAUGGCUGUUGCAUUGACAUCACCCUGGCCUGCGAUGGAAUGGAGCAGUGUCCUGAUGGGUCCGAUGAGGCCUUCUGUCAAAAUCUAAACAUUGGCCACAAGAUGGUGACUCACACGGCAGUGAGUCCUGCCCAGUCAAGAACCACAGGACUGAGCGAAGAUGCAGGCGGGCACGCCUUGUUGGAAAUGGACCCGAAAGCUACCGCCCAAAAUCAGCCACCUGCAUUAUCAAACACAGAGAAGAGGAAUCAUUCCACCUUUUGGGGACCGGAGAGUCAAGUCAGUCCUGUUCUGCCAGAUGGUAGUUCUUCAGGGAACAACAAAAAAGAGGAAACUUUUAUUUUUGAGUCAAAGAGUGAUGGAAGAGGAGGGGAACACCCACCCCCAGAAACAGGGGCGGUGCUACCCCUGGCCCUGGGCCUGGCUAUCACGGCUUUGCUGCUUCUCAUGGUUGCCUGCCGACUACGACUGGUGAAACAGAAACUUAAAAAAGCUCGUCCCAUAACAUCUGAGGAAUCUGACUACCUCAUAAAUGGGAUGUAUCUGUAAUAAAUCUGAUUUAAAUAGCUUGGGGUAAGGACAUGUUCCACUUAUAAUUUAUACAUAUAUCGGGUUCUGGAAA